AUGCCUCGUCCGGGGAGAAACACGUACAGCGACCAGAAGCCACCUUACUCCUACAUCUCCCUCACUGCCAUGGCGAUCCAGAGCUGCCCAGAGAAAAUGCUGCCUCUCAGUGAAAUUUACAAGUUCAUCAUGGAUAGAUUCCCGUAUUACAGAGAAAACACUCAGCGGUGGCAGAACUCUCUGCGACACAACCUAUCCUUCAACGACUGUUUCAUCAAAAUCCCCCGGCGCCCAGAUCAACCAGGUAAGGGCAGUUUCUGGGCACUACACCCCAACUGCGGGGACAUGUUUGAGAAUGGAAGUUUCUUGAGACGCCGCAAAAGGUUCAAAGUGUUGCCUGCGUCUGAUCAUUUGGCCCCCAGUAAGCAGUCGGACGCUGCCCAUUACCUCCAGCAGCAAGCCAAACUGAGACUGAGCGCCCUGGCAGCCACCGGCACACACCUUCCCCAAAUGUCAACUUACAACCUCGGAGUUUCUCAGACGUCAACUUUUAAACAUCCGUUUGCCAUCGAGAACAUCAUCGCCAGAGAGUACAAGGUCCCGGGAAGUCUGGCGUUCUCCACCAUGCAGUCCAUGUCUGCCGGGUACCCGCUCCACAACCAGCUGACGACAGCCUGGCCCCACAUGUACAACACCAGCGUGAUUGACACGGCGGCGCCAAUCUCCAUGGCCAGCAGCGACUACAGUGCCUAUGGCGUGCCCAUCAAGUCCCUGUGUCACGGGGGACAGUCCUUACCGGCUAUCCCUGUGCCAAUCAAGCCCACCCCGACCUCCAUGCCCGGUUUCUCGGCGCUACCUCCGCACAUCCCCGCGUUUCUAUCAAACUCUCCACAGUCUCUGAGCCCGACGUCCCCACAGACAGCGACGAGCCAAAGCAGCCCUGCCACCCCGAGCGAGACUCUGACGAGCCCCUCCACGCUGCAGUCUGUGGCUGUGCACUGA
Messenger RNA from Toxotes jaculatrix (banded archerfish), 942 nucleotides. RefSeq names its product forkhead box B1a (gene foxb1a). Gene Ontology annotation, biological process: cell differentiation; regulation of transcription by RNA polymerase II; anatomical structure morphogenesis. Gene Ontology annotation, molecular function: DNA-binding transcription factor activity, RNA polymerase II-specific; RNA polymerase II cis-regulatory region sequence-specific DNA binding. The record is from RefSeq and is a predicted model, not a curated record. Lineage: Eukaryota; Metazoa; Chordata; Actinopteri; Toxotidae. The coding region runs from base 1 to 942 and encodes 313 amino acids. The transcript has a single exon.